Molecule: messenger RNA, 2053 nt
Organism: Drosophila ananassae
Lineage: Eukaryota; Metazoa; Arthropoda; Insecta; Diptera; Drosophilidae
Gene: Mlp60A
Product: muscle LIM protein Mlp84B
Exons: 9
Coding region: 175-1635 (486 amino acids)
Biological process (GO): sarcomere organization; muscle tissue development
Cellular component (GO): Z disc; cytoplasm; nucleus
Molecular function (GO): actinin binding; structural constituent of muscle
Source: RefSeq, a predicted model, not a curated record
GAAAGUGCUGUUUUUAUUACGCAAACUGUAUUUUCUUAGUUGUGCCGUGUGCAUCCCCAAAUAUAGACUACCUGUGUGCAGAAUCUUUCCAGUCUAGUCCGCGGCAUUUCCGACGAAUAGGAACUACUUCACAAGAGUACCUCCGAAGACACACGCACACACACACACACCAAAAUGCCUUUUGUUCCCGUGGAAACCCCCAAGUGCCCCGCGUGCGGAAAGUCGGUCUACGCUGCCGAGGAGCGCGUUGCCGGAGGCUACAAAUUCCACAAGACCUGCUUCAAGUGCAGCAUGUGCAACAAGGCCCUGGACUCGACAAACUGCACGGAGCACGAGAAGGAGCUUUUCUGCAAAAACUGCCACGGACGCAAAUACGGUCCUAAGGGAUACGGUUUCGGUGGUGGUGCCGGCUGCCUGUCCAUGGACACUGGCGCCCACUUAAACAGAGAAUUUGUUCAGCCAAAAAUUCCACCCAAGGCACCUGAUGGGAAAGGCUGUCCGCGGUGUGGUAUCUAUGUUUAUGCCGCCGAACAGAUGCUGGCCAGAGGAAAGGGGUAUCAUCGGAGGUGCUUCAAGUGCAUACAAUGUAACAAGACUCUCGACUCAACUCUUCACUGUGAUGGUCCCGAUAAGGACAUAUAUUGUAGAGGUUGUUAUGCGCAAAAGUUUGGCGCCAGGGGCUAUGGGCACAUUGGUAUUUCGUCCUUGGGGCUGAUGUCCGACAUCAAGGACUCCGAAUGGCAAAGUGAAAUGGCGCCAAAAACAGCCGCCAUAAAUGUGGAGCAAAUCCAGGCCCCUCUGGGCGAGGGAUGUCCGCGUUGUGGUGGCGUGGUUUUCGCCGCGGAACAGGUCCUCUCCAAGGGCAGGCCCUGGCACCGAAAGUGCUUCAAGUGCCGGGACUGUACCAAGACUCUCGACUCCAUCAUCGCGUGCGACGGCCCGGACAAUGAGGUCCACUGCAAAACGUGCUACGGCAAGAAGUGGGGACCUCACGGUUACGGCUUCGCCUGCGGAUCCAGUUUCCUGCAAACCGAUGGCGUAUCGUUGGAGGACAUAGCGUCCCAGCGGCCGUUUGUCUGCCCGGAUACCACGUCGAUCAAGGCUCCGGAUGGAGAGGGAUGUCCGCGAUGCGGCGGUGCAGUCUUUGCUGCCGAACUGCAGCUCUCCAAGGGAAAAAUGUGGCACAGGAAGUGCUUCAAUUGCGCCAGGUGCCACCGACCUCUGGACUCUGUCCUGGCCUGCGACGGUCCGGAUGACAAUAUCUACUGCAAGCUCUGCUACGCCAAGGCUUACGGACCAAAAGGAGUCGGAUAUGGACACACCCCAACAUUGGUGUCCACUAGUUACGAGUAUACUCCGAACUGCUGGGGAGCUAUCGAUCGGAACGGCCCCAAGUCGGAGAACGGAUGUCCUAGAUGUGGCUUCAUGGUCUACGCCGCCGAGCAGAUGAAGAGCAAGAGUCACGUCUGGCACAAGCUGUGCUUCUACUGCUCGGAGUGCCGCAAGUACCUGGACUCGACCAACCUGAACGACGGACCCGAUGGCAACAUAUACUGCAGAUCCUGCUACGGCAAAUUCUACGGACCCAAGGGUGUGGGCUACGGCAUCGGAGCUGGCACCCUGACAAUGGCUUAAUUCUGCGACCAAAAAAGCGUGCUCAAGGACUGAUCCCGGUUUCCAAAAGCUCCAAGUUGUUAAUUGGGUUUCGUCAGUCCUUAAGUGCCCACAUUUUUGAGGCUUACGAUGAAGGGUGGUAUUGCACUUCUCCCGGAAAUUCAAAUCCAAAUUCAAGCUCCAAAGACAAGAUUCGAUUGAAAAAGAUUAUAUUGGAAAUGCAGUUGGUGGUGACUAGUAUGAUAGUUGUAUGUAUUUUCGAAAGUAAGAAUCGAAAUAGCAUUCUAAGCUGCGACUGAAACUAUUGCUCUGAAUGGCGAAAACGAACCCAUCAACCCACAACCCAUUCGAACUAUUAUUUAAGGAUAUAUAUGGCGACGAAAACUCUGUGUGUAUGUUUCGAACCAAACGAUCAAUAAACGAAAUAUUGGAAAGACCA